Messenger RNA from Suillus subalutaceus, 762 nucleotides. RefSeq lists its product as uncharacterized. The transcript has 9 exons. NCBI's taxonomy places the organism in Eukaryota, Fungi, Basidiomycota, Agaricomycetes, Boletales, Suillaceae. The record is from RefSeq and is a predicted model, not a curated record. Bases 1 to 762 code for a protein of 253 amino acids. Gene Ontology annotation, molecular function: protein binding.
AUGUCUGUGAAGAUACCCAACAAUGUACUGUAUACCAGAAUUGGGUCGCUUUUUCUUGAACUCCUUGAUGAGGAGAUCAAGAUCAGUAUUGUAUUUUGGCAAGUUCUCAAUGAUACUGGUUCUGGAAACGCAACGUUGUAUUGUGUCGAAACGACGACAGUUGAACAGAGAGAUCUCCUAGCGAGGUUGCUGCACAAGUCAGCCAAUCAUGCAUCUCAUGUCCCUGCAGAGUUUGUUGUACCAACUCGACACCCAAUCUAUUACUUUAAUGUGUCUGGCCACAUCUUCCAGGUAGAGAAUACACUAUACAAACUCUGCAGUUCAAUCUUAUCCGUGUCUUCCAAUGUCUUUCAUGAUAUGUUUUCUACCAUGGAGAAUUCUAGGCAACCAGAAGUAGAUGGGAUGUGUGAUGAUAAACCCAUUCACCAUAACGGAAUAUCUCGGGAGACGUUUGAGUUGUUUCUUGAAUUCACGUUUGGAAGAAUGUGUACCGGAUCACAUAGCAUUGAUGAACUCUCGAAAUUUCUACGUUUCUGUGACAUGAAUCCACAGCCGUACGAUGACACCAUCAAACACUUCAAGGAACUGCAGUUUGGACGCUACAAAUACGAUACUGCAGUGGUCCGAGUCUCAAAUUGCUUGAAGGAAAGUAGAGAUCAUAAUUAUCAUGGCGGCAACUUCAAGUUGAGUUUUGAGUCCAAUGAAAAUGUGCCAGCUCUGGAUUGGCGAAAACGCGCAGUGCGGGAAUGCGGAACCUCUUGA